Molecule: messenger RNA, 1768 nt
Organism: Fomitopsis serialis
Lineage: Eukaryota; Fungi; Basidiomycota; Agaricomycetes; Polyporales; Fomitopsidaceae
Product: glycoside hydrolase superfamily
Exons: 16
Coding region: 166-1584 (472 amino acids)
Biological process (GO): carbohydrate metabolic process
Molecular function (GO): beta-glucosidase activity
Source: RefSeq, a predicted model, not a curated record
CGUUCUGUGAUUCGAAUCUCUCACUACGUGAUCGCGUGGCUCGUCUGCCUCCGCGCUCUCGGGAAAAGCUCGGGCUCAGUGCUUCUGCUGCGGUUUAUACGGCCUAUCGGGAACGUGCAUACUACCCUCCCCGUCUCCCUCACACACCCCGGCGUGAUAAACAUCAUGGCACAGUUUCCGCAGGACUUUGCAUGGGGGUUUGCAACCGCCAGCUACCAGAUCGAAGGCUCGGCCUCGACGGGUGGGCGUGGCCCGUCCAUAUGGGAUACGUUCUGCCAGCUCCCGGGCAAGAUUCGAGACGGUUCCAGCGGCGAAGUCGCUACCGACUCUUACCGACUUUGGAAGGAAGACGUCGCUCUACUGAAGUCGUACAACGUCAAUGCCUACAGGUUCUCGAUCUCUUGGUCGAGGCUCAUCCCGCUGGGUGGAAGAGACGACCCGGUCAACCCGGAGGGUAUCGCGUUCUAUAGGUCGCUCAUCAAGGAGCUGUUGACGAAUGGUAUCACGCCUUACGUCACUUUGUACCAUUGGGAUCUACCGCAGGGACUGCACGACCGCUAUGGUGGCUGGCUCAAUAAGGAGGAGAUCGUCAAGGACUAUGUCAACUACGCCAAGCUUUGUUUCGACUCUUUCGGCGAUCUUGUAAAGAACUGGAUCACGCACAACGAGCCUUGGGUCAUCUCUUGCCUCGGUUAUCAGAAAGGCAUAUUCGCCCCUGGUCACAAGAGCAACACUGAGCCGUGGAUUGUCGCUCACAAUGCGAUCUUAGCCCACGCAUAUGCUGUGAAGCUAUAUCGUGAACAGUUCAAGCCUAUCCAGGGUGGGCAGAUCGGCAUUACUCUAGAUUGUCACUGGCAGAUGCCCUACGACGAUUCCCCGGAGAACAUUGAAGCGGCCAAGAGAGGAAUUGACUUCAAACUGGGUAAAAUUCCAUCGCAUGACCCCAUCUAUAAAGGCUAUUACCCCGAGCGAGUGAAGCAGAUCAUUGGUGAUCGCCUUCCAGUGUUCACAGAGGAAGAGAUUGCCGUCGUCAAAGGUUCCUCGGACUUCUUCGGGCUCAACACAUACACCUCGCAGCUCGUCAGGGAAGGCGGAACUGAUGAGACGAACGGCUACACAACGGUUGGCCACACACGUCCCGACGGAACGCAGCUAGGGACCAUAGGUGCGAAGAACAUAUGCGUGGUCAGCAUCGCACAUCCUCCCGGGUUCCGAUCUCUACUCAAUUACCUCUGGAAGACAUACCAAAAACCCAUCUACGUGACGGAGAACGGUUUUGCUGUCAAGAACGAACACCAGAUGUCCCUCGCAGAAGCGCUUCGCGAUCAAGACCGCAUCGAGUAUUUCGAAGGGUACGCGAAUGCGAUGCUUCAGGCAGUGACGGAGGAUGAUGUUCCUGUUCAUGGAUACUUUGGCUGGACGGCCGUUCAGUGCUUGAAUCAUCUGAUGAAUACUCACCGCAGGGCGGACGGAUACGAGGCCCGGUUUGGUGUGACGUACGUUGACUAUGCCACCCAGAAGAGGUACCCGAAAGAGUCUGCUCUUUUUCUGAGCAAGUGGUUCCCGGAGCAUAUCAAAACCUGAGCUGGCGGCUUUGGGUCGCGAGACAGCGCUGUAUGUGACAAUGUCUGAAGCGAGGGAGCAAAUUCCACGUCUCAAGUGCUCGAGCAGUGCCCCAAGUAUCAAGUCAUACGUACCGUACUUGUAGUUUCGGAUUCAUUGACAUCCAUCCGGCAAGAUCUCAUAUAAGCGCAUGAAGAAUUCAGUG